UUCGUCGUCGUCUUCUUCCUUUUCCUCUGAGCUCUCUCGUCGAGCUCAUCAAUGGCGGUGAAGGGGAAGGGGAAGCAGGUGGCUUCCUCCCCCUCCUCCGCCUCCGCGAAGCGAAAGAACCCCGCCGCCGAGGCAGCGCAGGGCUCCGGUGGCGCCGCCUCCUCCCGCGGCCGCGCGAAGCGGGGCCGCCCCGGCGUGUUGCAGUUCUUCGAUGACGCCGCCAUGGACGCCGACGACGACGAGCUCGAGUCCGGUGGCGAGGACGCCGAGGAGGAUUUUCCUGAUGAAUGCAAAGCUGAAAAUGAAGACUUGAAAGGCACAGCGAGGCCUCCUCACCUUCCCUUUUUUGUGAAGGAAGAGGAGUUGAGUGGUGAUGAACUGGAAGAACUAAUUAAAGACCGUUACGGUCGUAGUUCGAAGUAUGUAGUGCAUGCUGAAGAUUCUAAAGAAUCUGGAGAUGAAGUAUCUGCAGCUGAUUUAAUGAAGGAUCCUACUGUUUGGAAGAUUAAAUGCAUGAUUGGUCGUGAGAGGCAGAUGGCCUUUUGCUUCAUGCAAAAGUUUGUUGACUUGGACUGUCUCGGAAACAAACUGCAAAUAGUUUCUGCUUUUGCACUUGACCAUGUGAAAGGUUUUGUUUUUGUUGAAGCGGACAAAGCAAAUGACGUUAGCGAGGCAUGCAAAGGAUUUUGUAACAUAUAUCCAGGCAGAAUUAACCUUGUCCCCCCAAGUGAAGUUUCUCAUUUGCUCUCUAGUCGUAACAAAUCUUGUGGAAUAUCUCAGGGUUCGUGGGUCCGUAUGAAGAGUGGGAAAUAUAAAGGAGAUCUUGCACAGGUUGUUAAUCUUGAUGAUGGACGGAAAAGAGUGAUGAUAAAGUUGAUUCCUAGAAUUGAUCUGCAAGCUAUUUCAAAAAAAUUUGGUGGUGGACUAUCUUUGAAGCAUGCUGCAGUUCCUGCUCCACGUCUUAUUAGCUCGCAUGAACUAGAUGAGUUCAGACCCCUUAUUGAAACGAGACGUGAUCGUCAAAGUGGUGAAGUUUUCGAAGUACUUGAUGGUAUGAUGUUGAAAGAUGGUUACAUGUACAAAUGGGUUUCAAAUGGAUCAGUUGUUUUCUGGGGAGUACAGCCAUCUGAAUCUGAACUUCUGAAGUUCUCUAACGUGAAUAAGGAUGACAGCGAGGACUUAGAUUGGGUUUCAAGUGUUUAUAGUGGUCGUAAGAAAGUACGGUUGACUGACGACUCAGAUAAUGUUGCAACUACUUCUAGGAAGAAUGAGUACAAACUUCAUGAUCUCGUGUUAUUCGGACAAAAGGACUUUGGUGUUAUUGUUACUGUGGAGAAAGACGGAGUCCGGAUACUAAAAGGCGGCACUGAAGGAUCGGCCGUUGUGACACUUAGGAAGCAGGAUAUUAAGAGUGGUUGUGUUGAUAAAAUGUUCACUGCUUUAGACCGGCACUCGAAGACCAUAUCUGUUAAUGACAUUGUCAAGGUUCUGGAGGGAUCCUUAGAGGGUAGACAAGGCAUUGUGAAGCACUUGUACAGGGGCUCAAUAUUUAUCUAUGAUGAAAAUGAGACUGAGAAUAGUGGGUUCUUCUGUGCCAAGUCUGAGUCAUGUGAGAAAAUCAAGAAGUCAAGGGAAUCAGUGAAUUCUUUUGAUGACAAUUUGCAGGGAGAUGGGUCAGCUUCUCUAUUUUCAGAGCCGCCUACCAUAUCAUUCGAGAAUCAAGAUAGUUCUUCUGGUGCUGGUAGGCGUCGCCAAUAUGAUAGAGAUUCCCUCUUCUCCAUUGGGCAGACAUUGAGGAUAUGUAAAGGCCCUUUAAAAGGUUACCUCUGUCGUGUUGUGCGCAUCUUUCGCUCCGAGGUGACAGUAAAGCUGGAUUCUUUAGUGAAAAUUAUUACAGUUGAUGCCAAGUUUCUUUCUGUUCCAACCAGAAAAAGGGAUGAUUCAACUGGUGCAGCAUCUGAUCUGUUUGGAACUCAAGAAAUGCCAUCGAUAGGUCCAUUCUCUGCUGAUGGAACAGAAUCACAACCUGGUAGAAGUUCAUGGGAUAGUCCAUUACCAUCAUUUGGCAGUGACGGUUGGCAACCAUUUUCUGCCUCCAAGCUAUCAGCUGCUGGCAAUACUGACAAUAAAACAGAUGACGUCGACCCAUGGGGUAGCAAGGUGAAAUCUGAUCAAUCAGCAGACACCUGGGCUAAUGCAGCUGCCCCUAGCGGAGAUCAAAAUUCAUCAUGGGAUAAAUCAACAACUAAUGCCGCCAGUGGUCAAGCUGAUACUUGGCAAAAUAACUCAAAUGAUUGGAGUAACAAAGGUUCUCAAAAAAGCACUUCUGACGCCGGUGGAUGGGAGAAAGAAAAAACGCUGGCAAGUGAUUCUGGAGGAAGCUGGGGCACGGGCAACAAAAUAAGCAACUUGGAUAAUUCAAAAACUGGUGGAGACAAUGCCUGGGAUAAAGCAUCAAACGAUAAGGACAAAGGGAAGGGUUCUAGCUGGAACGAACCAAAUAAUUGGACAAAAUCUGAGGCUGUUACCAGCAAAACAGAUUCUUGGGAUGUUAAGGGCAAAGCAAUUGCGAUGGAUGAUGGUGAUACUUGGGGUAAAGCUAAGGGAAAAGGAAUAGUGAUAAAUGAGGACGAUUCUUGGGACAAAGCUAAGGGAAAAGGUAUAGUGAUAAAGGAGGACGAUUCUUGGGGCAAAGCUACGGGGAAAGGAAUCGUGAUAAACGACGAUGAUACUUGGGGCAAAGCUAAAGGAAAGGGAAUAGAGAUGAAUGAAGAUGAUCCUUGGGGCAGAGCUGCAACGAACCAAAGCAAGAGUGGUAAUGAAAGUCAAAAUUGGGGAUCAAGCCAAAGUCAAGAAAAAGAUGGUGCAUUCAAAGGAAACCAAAGUGGUGGUUGGGAUGCUGCUGCUAAAUCAACCCAAUCAUCAGCAGCUGGAGGCAACACCAGCAGCUGGGAUAAAGCAGCAAAGGAGAAAACUGAAACUGAAAGUGGCAAUUGGAAUAAAGCAGGAGUGUCUAAUCAAAAUCCAAAUGACAACUGGUAUAAGCCAAAAUCUUUUGGUGGUGAUUCUAUGUCGAACUGGAACAAAGGAGAGGACAAAGCUGACAGAGAUAACCAAACAGAUAGCUGGAACAAACCAAAGAGUUUCGAUGGAGGGGAUUGGGCCAAAAGUGAUAAACAGGGUGGCUGGAACAAACCAAGUGGUAACUAUGGAAACAAUGGUGCUGGUGGAGAAAAACAUGAGGAGAGAAAUUGGAACAGGAAAGGGGAUUUUGAUGGAUCUAAGGGGUCUAGCUGGAAUAGAGGAGGUCGAUAUGGAGGAAGAGGAAGAGGUUGUGAUAACAAUGAAUUUGGGGAUUCCAGGGACAAUUCUGUAGACUAUAGACCUUUUGGUCGCGGUGGAGGUCGUGGUGGUGGCUUUGGCCGUGGUCGCGGGAGAGGUGACUCCUCUGAUUGCAGGAAUGAACGGCAAAGUUCCGGAGAAGGAACUUAUUCUAAAGCUCCUUCUAGUUGGGCUAGUGAUCAAGGUGCUGGCUGGGAUAAAUCUAGUAGCUUUCGUCGAAAUGAAAAACCAACAGAUAAUUUUAUUCAGGAUAAAGAUGCUGCUAAUGAGGCAGGGAAGAGUUGGGGUGCUAAAAGCUUGUCGGAGCCGAAGAAGGAUGACACAGACACCAAUUGGACUUCUUCGGAUUCUAAGUGGAAUCUUGGGCAGUCCAAGAGAAGUGAAGAUGGUGGUGGAGAUAAGUGGAAUGCGUCGAAAUCUUCUAGUUGGGAUAAGUUCUCAUCUGAAAACAAAUCAGCUGAUGCAUCUGUACCUACAAGUGGAUGGAAUAGUUCAAAUUCUUUGCAGGACAAGCAAUCAAGUGGCUUCUCUGGGAAAACAUUUGCUGCUGAGGAUGCUGGAGCAGGUCAAGAAUGUGAAGCUGAUCCUUGGGCUAGUAAGGUGACUUCUAAAGCUGGAAACGAUUCUUUUGAUGCGGGAUGGAACAAAGCUUCUACCAAAAGUGGCACCAACUUUGAUUUGUUGGAGAAAACAAAGCAUGCAAGCAGUGAUCCUGCAGCCAAUGAUAAAUCAGAUGCGUGGAAUGCUAAAGGGAGGAAGUCGACGUUGGGAAGUGAAGAAGAAGAUGCUUGGGGCAAAGCUUCAAAGCCUCAAGAGAACAUCACCACCGAAACCAAUGUUGGAAAUAGUUCAACUUGGAAUAAAGAGCAAGAUACUAGCUUAAACAGCGGAAGCAAAUGGGAGUCAGCAGCUUCACAAAGGAGCCAAUCAGAGUCACAAUGGAAUAACUGGGAGAAGACAAAAGAUAAAGGUGCAACUCCAACAGACAGCUGGAGUAAAUGUUCUUCAUUUGAUGGAGGCAAUGAAUCCACCUGGGAUAAACCAAGAAAUUCUGAGGGUCGUGGAUUUGGUGGGUUUGGUGGUGGAAGAGGAAGAGGACGCUAUUCUGGAGAAGGUGGUUAUCGAUCUCGUGACAACGACUGGAACAAACCAGCAGAUCGCGGGAACGAUCACCGAUCUAGUUGGAACAGAGAUGAAAACAAUGGAAGUAGCAAUUGGAAUCAGCGAAGAGAUUCUGACAGCGGUAGAGGAACUAGCGGGGAAAGAGGAAGGGGUCGAUAUGGAGCAAAUAGAGGUAGAAAUCAGGAUAACAGUUGGAGGGGCGGUAGAAAUCAGGAUAACAGUUGGAGGGGCGGACGAGGAAACUUCGGUGAUCGAACUUCCCAGAAUAGUCAAGGAUCUAGCUGGGGCAAAUCGGAUGCCGUUAACAGUAGUGAUCAACAAGGGAACAACGAUUGGAGUCGGGGAAAACCGGCUGCUGGAGAAAGCGCUUCAGCAUGGGGCAAGCAGAGCUCUAACUGGGGAAAGGAUGAUACAGAAAUCAAGGGGAACAACGCACCGUCUAGUUGGAAUAACAACACUGAAGAGAAGAACAGCUGGAACACCGGGAGAGCUUCUGGAGUUGAGAGUUCUGGCUGGGAGAAAAAUUCGACUGGAAGUGGAAGAGCUUCUGGUGAUCAAAGCGCCGGGUGGGAGAAAAGCUCGCCCGGAAAUGUUGGAGCUAUGUCGGGAGGGGGCUCGCGGGAGAAACCCAAAGAAGCCGAAGGCGGCGGUGCGGAUCAGGGAAGCUGCUGGGAUAAAGCGGCCGGGGCCUGGGGCGGGGCUAAGGGAGGAAGCAGUAGCAAAGGAGGGUGGUAGUUGCUGUUGGUAUUUAGUUACUUUGGCCAAAUUUUCUGUAACCUCAAGAUUCUGUGUUGGCAGUUUACUAAUAUUGGGAUGUUUAUGGUUUUCAUGUAGAUAUAUAUUUAGAACUUAAGAAGGCUUUAUCAUGCAGCUGUUUUAAUGAAUCUCUCUCUUCAGAUUCAGAGCUAUUGUAUUUCUUAUUCUUUUUCUCCCUCAUUUUCUAAUAUUUUUGCUUUUUAAUA
Ananas comosus (pineapple) is the source of this 5426-nucleotide messenger RNA. RefSeq names its product protein RNA-directed DNA methylation 3. Gene Ontology annotation, cellular component: DSIF complex. The record is from RefSeq and is a predicted model, not a curated record. The coding region runs from base 52 to 5199 and encodes 1715 amino acids. Gene Ontology annotation, molecular function: mRNA binding. The transcript has 18 exons. Gene Ontology annotation, biological process: regulation of DNA-templated transcription elongation; regulation of transcription by RNA polymerase II; transcription elongation by RNA polymerase II. Lineage: Eukaryota; Viridiplantae; Streptophyta; Magnoliopsida; Poales; Bromeliaceae.